This is a messenger RNA of Thlaspi arvense, 1752 nucleotides long. NCBI's taxonomy places the organism in Eukaryota, Viridiplantae, Streptophyta, Magnoliopsida, Brassicales, Brassicaceae. The record is from the annotation of a GenBank genome assembly.
AUAAUCUAUUUCUAAUAUUCAAAUAGAAAAACAAAAAAAAAAAGGAGAAGAGAUUAAAAAAUCUCACCAUGGUUCACGCUGGUGGUCAUAAUCUACCCGGGGCAGAUCCAAACCCGACCCAUAUGAACAAAUUCGCUUUCGGGUGUGCAAUCGUUGCUUCCAUCAUUUCAAUCAUCUUCGGAUAUGAUACGGGGGUUAUGAGCGGAGCUCAGAUAUUUAUAAGAGAUGAUCUGAAAAUAAACGAUACGCAGAUAGAAGUUUUGAUGGGAAUACUGAAUCUUUGUGCUCUCGUCGGAUCUUUAACGGCCGGAAAAACGUCUGACAUCAUCGGUCGACGUUACACCAUUGCUCUCUCCUCCGUGAUAUUCUUAGUGGGCUCGGUUCUUAUGGGCUACGGCCCAAACUACGCCGUUUUGAUGGUCGGAAGAUGUAUCGCCGGAGUUGGUGUAGGGUUUGCUCUAAUGAUAGCGCCGGUUUAUUCCGCCGAGAUAUCCUCUGCUUCACAUAGAGGCUUUCUUACUUCUCUCCCUGAGCUUUGUAUCAGUCUCGGGAUUUUACUAGGCUAUGUCUCGAAUUACUUUUUCGGGAAACUGACAUUGAAACUCGGUUGGAGAUUGAUGCUUGGAAUCGCAGCGAUCCCUUCUUUGAUCUUGGCGUUCGGGAUUUUGAAAAUGCCUGAAUCUCCGAGGUGGCUUGUGAUGCAAGGUAGGUUACAGGAGGCCAAGAAAAUCAUGGUUUUGGUAUCCAACACCGAAGAAGAAGCCGAGGAACGCUUCCGGGACAUGUUAACCGCUGCGGAAAUAGACGAUGAUACAGCGUUUAAAGCGGUUGGCGGCGGCGUGAAGAAGAAUCAAGGCAAAAGCGUGUGGAGAGAGCUGUUGAUAAAACCGAGACGAGCGGUGCGUUUGAUCUUGAUCGCAGCCGUGGGGAUACAUUUUUUCGAGCAUGCCACCGGAAUCGAGGCCGUGGUGUUGUACAGCCCGAGGAUUUUCAGGAAAGCCGGAGUAACUACGAAAGACAAGCUCUUACUCGCUACGGUUGGUGUAGGUUUAACUAAGACCGUUUUCAUAAUAGUAGCUACUUUCUUGCUGGACAAGGUAGGUCGGAGAAAGCUUCUCUUGACAAGCACGGGUGGUAUGGUUUUAGCGUUGACCAGUUUAGCUGUUAGUCUGACGAUGGUUCAGCGUUUUGGGCGGUUAGUGUGGGCGUUGGGGUUGAGCAUCGUCUCGACGUACGUGUUCGUAGCGUUUUUCUCGAUCGGGCUUGGGCCAAUCACGUGGGUGUACAGCUCGGAGAUAUUCCCAUUAAGACUUAGGGCUCAGGGAUCGAGCAUAGGCGUUGCGGUUAAUAGGAUCAUGAACGCGACGGUCUCAAUGAGUUUUCUGUCGAUGACAGAGGCGAUCACAACGGGCGGUGCGUUCUUCGUGUUCGCUGGAAUCGCGGUGGCGGCAUGGUGGUUCUUCUUCUUUAUGUUGCCGGAGACGAAAGGAUUGCCAUUGGAGGAGAUGGAAAAGCUUUUUGGAGGUGGAAAUGCUCGUGGUGAUAGAUCGGGACGGAAUAUAGAGAUUAAAACUAAGAGAGUCAAUAAUCAGAUUUGAUUAUCAUACAGUAUAUUGUUAUAUAGAAUAAUAAAUUUAGCAUAUCUAAUUAUAAGGUUUGAUUUGUAAGCAAGUGACUCGUUGAGUUUACAUGAAAUUUAUGUAUUGUUUGUUUAAGUAAAUAACAACUUGUUAAGUUGCUAUUAGCAAAUUA